This is a messenger RNA of Verticillium dahliae VdLs.17, 1910 nucleotides long. Its product is annotated as Poly(rC)-binding protein. The record is from RefSeq and is a predicted model, not a curated record. NCBI's taxonomy places the organism in Eukaryota, Fungi, Ascomycota, Sordariomycetes, Glomerellales, Plectosphaerellaceae. Bases 1 to 1545 code for a protein of 514 amino acids. Gene Ontology annotation, molecular function: mRNA 3'-UTR AU-rich region binding. Gene Ontology annotation, cellular component: cytoplasm; nucleus. The transcript is spliced from 4 exons. Gene Ontology annotation, biological process: 3'-UTR-mediated mRNA stabilization.
AUGUCCUCCCAGGAUAUCCCUUCCAACGGCGACGACUUCGUUCCCCAGAUGGACCAGCUCAAGCUCGACGAUGGCGAGCGCCUCGGUCCAGACGGCGAGCCUGCACCUAAGACCGAGGAGGAGUACGCCCAGGCGCAGCUUACUCUUCGCGCCAUCGUUUCCUCUAAGGAGGCCGGUGUCAUCAUCGGCAAAGGAGGAAAGAACGUGGCUGACCUGAGGGACGAGACCGGCGUCAAGGCCGGCGUCAGCAAGGUUGUUCAGGGCGUCCACGACCGUGUUCUGACCAUUACUGGCGGCUGCGAAGCCAUCUCGCGCGCCUACGCGAUUGUCGCACAAGCCCUUCUCGAGGGUGCUCCUUCCCUCGGCAUGGGUGGCGUUCCCCAGAGCAAUGGCACCCAUCCCAUCAAGCUCCUCAUCUCGCACAACCAGAUGGGCACCAUCAUUGGUCGCCAGGGCUUGAAGAUCAAGCACAUUCAGGACGUCUCGGGUGUACGCAUGGUGGCACAGAAGGAGAUGCUCCCUCAGUCUACUGAGAGGAUCGUCGAGGUGCAGGGCACCCCCGAUGGCAUCAGAGCCGCCAUCUGGGAGAUCUCCAAAUGCCUCGUCGAUGAUUGGCAGCGUGGAACCGGCACCGUCCUGUACAACCCUGUCGUUCGUACCCAGCCUGGUAGCACCCCCGCUGUUGGCGGCACAAGCCCCAGCUACCCCUCUACCGGCGGCGGCCGGAGCCAAGAAUACAGCAGCCCUCGUGUCCUGCGCACCGGCAAUGGCGCCGAUUUCAGCAGCAACGGUGGUGGCCAGCGCCCCUACAGCCGUCGUUCCGACUCAGACGCUGCCUCCCGUGGACCUCCCACUCACGAUGAGAACGGCGAGGAACUGCAGACUCAGAACAUCAGCAUCCCCGCUGACAUGGUUGGCUGCAUCAUCGGCCGCGCCGGCAGCAAGAUUAGCGAGAUUCGCAAGACGUCUGGGGCUCGCAUCUCCAUUGCCAAGGCCCCCCAUGACGAGACUGGUGAGCGCAUGUUCACCAUUAUGGGCACCAGCAAGGCCAAUGAGUCGGCUCUCUUCCUCCUCUACGAGAACCUCGAGGCUGAGAAGAUGCGCCGUAGCCAGGCUCAGACCUCUGAGGCGAUAUCCAGAUCUGACUUGCCGCGAGGCUGCCCUAUAUGCUUGAUAGGGAGUGCGGAAAUCAUACGACGUCAUGACUUCUCCCUGAACUCAUCUCCCACGGACCUCUUGACUCUUUCAAACACGAAACCGUAUUCCUGGCCACACUCUCUCGUCCCUGCUCCCGAGGCUCGCUUUCCCAGCACCGGCCCUAGCUUCCCCGAUCGAAUCGAGCCUCGGCCUCCGCCUUCCGUAAUCCACCGUCCGUUUCUUUUCAUGGCUGCCCUGGUCACAGCUGCAACAAGCCCUCAACCUGACUCAACAACCGACCCUCGCAGGUGCACCGAAGACCGCCAUUCCGCAGGCUAUCGCUAUUCGCUGCCCGAGGAGCAGUUUGACUUCGCUGGCCUGUGUGGGACGUUCUCUCUCACGACGUGAUGAACAAAACACCACCUAACUCGAGAUACCUCUCAUACACCUUGGCUUCGGCAUCUUUAAUCGAACACUACACCCUGCUCCUUCUUUUCCUCUCACUUAUCCACCUGCGCGCGCACACAUCACAGACUCUCUCUCUACCUCUCUCUCUCCCUCUCUCUCGCUGUUACUACCUCAGACGGACACCCUGGACGUCUGUCUUUUUACCCCCAUGUGCCAACAUACCCAGAAAACCGGCCUCUCGCCUGAUCAAGCUCAUCAGAAUAUUGAUGCACCCUGGCUCUACCUUGUCGAGGCAUGCUCGGAUUUCCUCGACAAAUGGUGAGAUGGGAUUUAUUUAGCAGACAACGAGGAAGUACAAAACUUUG